AUGGAAUCUGGACAACGAAAGUCCAUCGCUUUGACCAAAUUUCAGCAGGCAGGCAGGGCCACGAUUGACAAGGUCAAGAAGCAGAAGUCAGAAGCAGGUUCAAAGCCAAAGCAGCAAGGAUUCGAUGUGGUGCAGAUUGGCAGUCUGCUUUUUGCUGCGUGGAUGGUGCUUUGGAUAGUUGCCGCAUCGGUUAUAUCAGCUGUUUUCUUUGUUCGUUAUAUGGGUAUUGUGUCAGACAAUCAGUCCUGGUAUCUCCAUCAUGGCAGCGCGCGAUGGGCAGCUGCCGAAACAACGGCUGUUCUCCAAGCUGCCAUCGAGGCCAAGGAAGCCCUCAUUGCCUCCAUCUCCUCGGAGCUCAUCAAAACAAACUAUGACUACGCGGCCAUUGAGAGCGCCCUUGCGCCGUCCAUGCUCUUGAAGCCGUUCUUGCGCUCGUUUGACAUGACAUUCUCCGACCGAGAGGCAGGUCUACAUAUCUACCACCAAGUGGAAGAGGGAGGAAGACAGCUGGUGCUUCAGUCCAACGCCGCAGACUGCUACUUGCUUGGAACACAGGGCUGCGCAGAUCUUGGCGUACCUCCGCAAAGUUUUCCUGCGUGGCACACCGAAGCUAUGUUCCUGAACAUGAGCUUCGAAGGCUCGAGUGCAUGCCGCUGUUGA
Symbiodinium pilosum is the source of this 660-nucleotide messenger RNA. NCBI's taxonomy places the organism in Eukaryota, Dinophyceae, Suessiales, Symbiodiniaceae. The record is from the annotation of a GenBank genome assembly.